Fusarium vanettenii 77-13-4 is the source of this 618-nucleotide messenger RNA. RefSeq lists its product as uncharacterized. The coding region runs from base 1 to 618 and encodes 205 amino acids. The record is from RefSeq and is a predicted model, not a curated record. Lineage: Eukaryota; Fungi; Ascomycota; Sordariomycetes; Hypocreales; Nectriaceae. The transcript is spliced from 4 exons.
AUGGACCCCGAGGUCAAGAUCGAGCAAGAAGCCCUGACGGCCGAUUUCCCGCUAUUCCCUGGUUUUUACGACCACGACCAGGAUGCUGAAGGCCAAGAAGAGUUUGCUACCGUGGCUGAUUCGCUAUCCUUGAAGGGUCAGGUGUGGCCAGGAAUGGGCAAGAUGGAUCUUGCCAAUGAUGAGAUGAGACGCACUCGCAACCAGCGUAAGCCCAAGUCUGUCAUCGACAAGAUGAAGAGGGCUUCUGAGGGCAUUGUGCCAAAUCAAGUCAUCAUGACGCCUGACUUCAAGGUAGAAAGGGUGAAGGAUGUUUACGACGACAGCUCAUCCCCUAUCCCGGGUCAAGAGGAAUCGACUCCACCACGCAAAGUUCCAAAGCCAAGGCGCAAGAAGGCCACGCCUCUUGCUGAAGUUUCGGCCAAUGUCCCCAAACAGCGACGAAACACUGCCCGCGGUCUGAAGUCUAACACGGGAAAGAGGGCUGAAGUCAAGCCAACGAUUGACGGCCAGGACGACUCUGGUAUAGCAACCUCGCCAUUCCACUUUCGACAUGGCCACGAUGUUUUUCGUGAUGACGAUGAGCACCUAGAAGGUUUGAUCUACGUGAUCGACAUGUAA